AUGCCACUUGCUGCCCCCUCGCCGACCCAGCCAUUCGUCGGGUUCAAUGCGACACAAGCACCAGGCACCUCGCAGCGAGUCAACAUCGAGAGGCGAACAUCAGCUGCUCGUAAUGCAGCUGGUCCAAGUCGGCAGCCUCGUGGGGCGAGCUCGGCUCCCCGAGCGACCCGAUCGCGACGCAGCCAGGCUCCGGUCGUCCCCCGGGGCAUACACAAGGAGAUAGGCCCAUGCCUGACUGAAGCUGGUCAAUUGCGGCUCGUCGCUCAUGUAUACCCUCCUUCUCUCGCUCCAGAUGCCGAAUCGAUGGGUUACAAGUUCCCCCUUUUCCAGUUUCGCUACUCCACCAUGCGAGACUACCUCAACUCCUUCGGCCUUGCGCGCACGGCGUCACCUCUCGGCUACGAUUUCGCCCAGGUACUCAUUUCUCGCAGCAUCGCCACGAACAGCUCGAGCUCAGCUUCUGUCGCUGCAUAA
Messenger RNA from Fomitopsis serialis, 474 nucleotides. RefSeq lists its product as uncharacterized. Bases 1 to 474 code for a protein of 157 amino acids. The record is from RefSeq and is a predicted model, not a curated record. The transcript has 3 exons. Lineage: Eukaryota; Fungi; Basidiomycota; Agaricomycetes; Polyporales; Fomitopsidaceae.